Vigna angularis (adzuki bean) is the source of this 1598-nucleotide messenger RNA. Its product is annotated as protein CLT2, chloroplastic. The record is from RefSeq and is a predicted model, not a curated record. NCBI's taxonomy places the organism in Eukaryota, Viridiplantae, Streptophyta, Magnoliopsida, Fabales, Fabaceae. The coding region runs from base 46 to 1257 and encodes 403 amino acids. The transcript has 10 exons.
AGAAAUGACUCAAGUUGGUUGAAAGUAAGAACAACACUGUUUGGCAUGUCAUUCUAUUCAACGUCGUCGUUCCGUUGCAGUUUCGCGCUCUGCAAUCCGAAGCUGCAGCCUCUCGUUUCAAUGUCACUGUCUUCGAAGCUACCGUUGCACUUUUCCGGCAACGCUCGAUUCAACCGCAACCAUGUCCACCACCACCCAACCGCACUCAGAAUUCGUGCUUCAAACGCAAGUUCAUCGGGAAGUGGCACCAACCUCGUCUUAUUGAGCUCCACUGUCACCGUUACAACAGCGGUAGCCAAUCGCGUGCUUUACAAAUUGGCCCUUGUUCCCAUGAAAGAAUACCCUUUUUUUCUCGCCCAGUUCAUAACUUUUGGGUAUGUUGUUAUAUAUUUCUCCAUCUUGUAUAUUCGGUACCGGGCUAGAAUAGUAACCGAUGAGAUGAUGGCAAUUCCGAAAUUGCGUUUUGUCGCCAUUGGACUUCUGGAAGCUUUGGGAUUGGUUGCUGGAAUGUCUGCUGGAGCCUUACUUCCUGGACCAGUCAUACCCAUAUUGAAUCAGACAUUUUUGGUUUGGCAGCUAAUGUUUUCCAGCCUUCUCUUGAAAAGAAAGUACACAAUCAAUCAAUUGAUUGGGUGUUUACUUGUAGCCUCCGGUGUCAUAGUGGCUAUUACAAGUGGCUCAAAUGCUGGUCAAAUGCUCUCUGAUAUUCAGUUCUUUUGGCCAGCAUUGAUGAUAAUUUCAUGUGCUUUUCAAGCUUUGGCUUCUGUAAUCAAGGAGUAUAUUUUUAUUGACUCAGCUACUCGAUUAAAGCACAAGUCACUGGACAUAUUUGUGGUCAAUUCGUUUGGAUCUGGCUUUCAGGCUCUUUUCGUAUUUCUGUCUCUGCCUUUACUUUCAAAAUUGAAAGGCAUACCAUUUGCUGAACUUCCUUCAUAUUUUAAAAGCGGUGCCGGUUGUUUUCUAGGUAAACCAGGUUGUGAUGGCGCUCCCCUACUUCCACUGCUUUACAUAAUUACCAAUUUGGCAUUCAACAUAUCCCUCCUUAAUGCAGUAAAAACUUCUUCUGCAGUUGUAUCUUCUCUUCUAGUAAUGUUGUCAGUGCCCAUAUCUGUUUAUAUUCUUUCUCUACCAUUACCAUAUCUUCCCGAGGGAACAAGCUUGAGCCCAUUUUUUUUGCUUGGCUGUGGAAUUCUUCUGUGUGGUCUCUUACUGUACAACACAUCUCGACCUGUGAGGAACAGCUCUGAAGUGGACUGAAACCGUCCCAGUUCUGAGGAUGAACUAUCGGCUGGGCACCCUGCCCAAAGCAGCCUCCAGGUACUACUGUUCACGGUGAAAUAUAUUUUCUCCAACGUGCUCGAAUUAUACAUACUCACUAUCCUUGCGAUUAUUCUUUUGAGCCGAAAAUUUGUUCGGUUUCCACUUUUGAGUGUCACUUAGUUGCUUUAUGAUGGCUGACUUCCUCGUUCUUCCACUGGAUUAUUGUAACUUAAGAUUAUGCAUAUAUCUCUGAUCACUUGUUCUGGUAUAUUUUCAUGUACAUUAAUACAUAACAGAAAAAUGCAGUUGACAGAAAUGCAAGGUGCGAACAUUUUUAA